This is a messenger RNA of Tarenaya hassleriana, 1127 nucleotides long. RefSeq lists its product as uncharacterized. The transcript is spliced from 6 exons. Lineage: Eukaryota; Viridiplantae; Streptophyta; Magnoliopsida; Brassicales; Cleomaceae. Bases 86 to 991 code for a protein of 301 amino acids. The record is from RefSeq and is a predicted model, not a curated record. Gene Ontology annotation, molecular function: protein binding.
GACCGACCCAAGAUAUAUAUAAAUAGCCUCCUCCAUCGAUCUGGGCAUGCACAUCACCAAACAUCGUAUUUCAUAAUCCGUUACAAUGCCACGUCCACUUCCUAUUGGAGAGAUUGUCAGACAAUUCAAAGGCAAUCACCCGGGUUCUCACCUCUUCAAGAUUGAUAAUUUCUCCUUGCUUGGGAAAUACGAGAUCAAAGCGUGUGAAUCCUCCGUUUUCGAACUCGGUGAUCAUAAAUGGAAACUUAUUCUUUAUCCGAACAAAUACGGGCAUGUUUCCAUUCAUUUCGAGAAGCAAGAUUCAGAGGUUGUGGCGUGGAAGUAUCCAAUUGCACUUUUUGCCGCAAGCCAGUUCGAGAAGAAGUGGGCUACUGGUAUAGGAAGUCCGAAAUGUAAUUUAUCUCGAACGACGUGGAAGGAUGUGCGUGUGAUUUCCCAUGCAACUCUUCAUGACGAAGAACAAGGGUUCCUUGUGGACGAUAUUGCUCUCUUUGGUGUCAAGAUUAUGGGCUUAGCGGACGCUAAAGUUGGCACAGCCGAAUGCUUUUCCAUCGUCGAGAAUCCUCCGAGGAACAAGAUCACUUGGAAGAUGAUUAACUACACCAUGUUCUCCUUCGAAGACGACCAUUUCUCCAACGAGUUUGUCAUUGGAAGCCGGAUAUGGAGGAUACGCAUUUAUCCUAGAGGGAAUAACAAGGGCAAAGGCAAAUCACUUUCGGUGUACUUGUCCGGAGAUAGGUUCACCAGCGACGCCCUCGAGGCAAAGACUUACGUCGGAUUCAAGCUGCGACUGUUUGACCAAAUCCGACGCAAACAUUUCCAGCGCUCACUUGGUCCGGAGUGGUACUCAGCAGAACCAGGUGAGGACAGGGGCUUUGAGGAGUUCGCUCCUCUCGCAGACAUUGAUGACAAGUCAAAGGGUUAUCUGGUGGAUGACCAGAUCUUCGUCGGAGUCCAGAUCGAUUUCGUCUCUAUGAACAACCGUUGCUAGUUCUCUCCUAUAUAUACAAUGUUAUAUAUAUAUAUAUAUAUGUACUCUAAUAUUCCAAUAACAUCGUCUCGUUUACUAUGUAAUGGCGUUAUGUAAUGCGUGGAAGAUUUGAAAUAAAUAUCUAUAUUUGGAUCUA